Molecule: messenger RNA, 1706 nt
Organism: Schizosaccharomyces octosporus yFS286
Lineage: Eukaryota; Fungi; Ascomycota; Schizosaccharomycetes; Schizosaccharomycetales; Schizosaccharomycetaceae
Product: RWD domain-containing protein
Exons: 5
Coding region: 888-1535 (215 amino acids)
Biological process (GO): cytoplasmic translation
Molecular function (GO): protein binding
Source: RefSeq, a predicted model, not a curated record
CCUUGAGUAAAAUCAGUCUAAAACCAAAGAUAGGAAUAAAAAAAAAAAUCUUGGUAGUGGCCUUUCGCAUGUCUCAAGUUCAUAAAGCAGCGACAUUAUGUCACUGACUGGUCAUAUCCUCGUUACGAUUAUUUAACAUUGUGGGUUCACUAUGGGUUUUUUAUAAUGGUAUAAUCCAAACGAAGUUCGUAUUACAAAAAGUAAACAAAGGACCUAUCCAACAAUAAAACCUUGACGUUGGAUUUUCGCAGUUAUUUUCAGCAUUCACAAACACUCAUUCUUUGAAACAACUUUUUCUAAAUUUUUUCAAAGACUUCAGAAGAAACCUGUCCAUCUGACGGUUUUUAGCUCAGCUGCUCAGCGGAAGUUGAUUUAGAUGGAAAGGAAAGCAUUAUUUAAAUGACCGGACUUUUGUUUUUCCUCUAGUUUUGUUUGUUUGAUUCUCUUCUUUGCAUGUUAUUCAUUGAAGUGCUUUUUCCACUUCACUGAUUUUCAUUCUGUAGUAUGUAUGGUUAAGUCAAACAACCAUGCCGAUCUAACCGACAGACAGGCAAUGCUUGCGUACAAAUAGAGAAGAACUUCUACGACGUCCAAAAUUUCCUCGAACCACAUUACUAACACUAACGAUUCAAACACUUACCUGCAGUAAGCGGUUGGGAAUUGGCGUUUUCACGUAGGUGUGACCGUAGACUGGUGUUGUUACAUAUUUUUCUAAUUACGGGCUUACACCUGUUAUGAGUGAAUUGUCAUUUUAAUAAGAAGGAGUAUUUCUUUAUACUAUUAAAAUAAAUCAACAUAAAUUUCUAUGUUCCAUGGUGUUGUAAGGGAGGUACGACAUAAACUCGAAAAGGUACCUCUACAAGGUACAAAAAUUUCCCAUCAUAGCAAUGAGUUCAGCUAUCGAAGAGGAAAAGGAAAUUUUAGAAUCUAUUUAUCCAGACGAAUUUAAAUGUUUGGAUGAAAGGACAUUCCAAAUUACUCAAACAAUAGACCCUGAAGAAUCUAAUUGCUCUGACCCUCCUUCUGUCAUUUUUAUUGCAACAUUGAGUGAUGAAUAUCCAAAUGAAAUUCCUGAAAUGAAAAUCCGCAUUAGUCCCCCUCAUCGUUGGCUUGGCGAAGAGCAAAUGAAAUGCCUCCGAGAGGUUGUUCAUCAAAAUGCCGAAGAAUGUUUGGGCAUGGCCAUGGUAUUUUCGCUUUGUUCUAUACUAAAAGAAGAAGUAAACACCAUUCUUUGCAAGCAAUGCGAGAAGGAAGAAAAAGAAAUUGAGGAUCGCCAAAAUCGUGAAAUUGAAUUAGAAAACGCAAAAUUCCAAGGUACUCCGGUAACCGUUGAAUCUUUUAUGAAGUGGAAGAAGGACUUUGAUAUUUGGAGGGAUGAAGAAAUUCGCAAGGAGAAUGAAGAAAAGCUUCGCGAAGCAUUAAACUCCACCUCCAAUAGCAAUGUAAAAAAGUCAAUUCUAGAAAAAAAAUUGACCGGUCGCCAACUUUUUGAAAGGAACAUGGUCAAAGUGGAUGACUCUGAGGAUUAUGAUUAGUCUUAAGCCUAUCUUCAAGGCCAUAAAUUAUCAGUUUUUCUUGAUUUCUGUACUAUUUCAUUCUGUGCGUGAUUGUAUAUGUGUUUUUUUUUUGUUUUUUCACUAUUUUCAUGAUUGAAUUCAUUAUUUCAAAUUCAAGGGAUUGUAUAAUCACAUAUUCGUGAAUAAAUU